Molecule: messenger RNA, 696 nt
Organism: Bipolaris zeicola 26-R-13
Lineage: Eukaryota; Fungi; Ascomycota; Dothideomycetes; Pleosporales; Pleosporaceae
Exons: 1
Coding region: 1-696 (231 amino acids)
Source: RefSeq, a predicted model, not a curated record
AUGGACAACUCUUUGGCCUCUGAUCAUCCCCAUCUCCUGCCAAUGGCAAACCCCCCCCACUUCGAUAGGAAUAGCAUGAUGCACCACUCCUCAGAUAGUCAAAAUCCUCGAUAUCUGAACAGCCCCAGUGUAACUGGGUCUGACUCUGAAUGGAUCGUUUUUCAGCAAACCACUUCAUCGCCAAUGCUUCAAGGAUACAAUCAGUCGGUCUACUCGUUUUCGGCUCCAUUGGAGCCCCCAAGUUUAUUGCAUCAGGCUGCAUCGCAGCCUUGUCCCCGCACAACCCGAAAUCUAUCUACAUCCAGCGACUACUCGCAGUUUCCGGUGAACAAUAUCAUGAGCCGGUCGGCAUCCCAGUUCUCGUCCAUGUCUUCCGGUCAGCACGCACAUAGCUACAACACGAUCCAAGCGCUACGCGGAUCCUUCGACGGUGCAUCACCUUUAGACAUGACACGUUCGUACUCGAGCACUUCAGAUAACCCAGAGACUGUAAAUCAGCAGCCUUCAGUGCAGUCAGAUUUCACGUUACCCAACUGGCAUACUGGUGGACAAUUCGCUUUCGCACCACAGGUUCCAAACCAACACGCCACAGCUGGCCCCUCGGCCCAGUACCAGUUGGACUUGAAUGAUAACUUGGGCAUUGGAAACGGAAGCAGAAAUCAGUCUUUGGAUUGGAAAACACAUACCAACGAGUAA